AUGGAGGUCGGAGUGGCCGACGUGGUGCGCGAGCACGAGACCCCUCAGCAUCACGUUGCUCAGCACCCCGCCGCGCCGGCUUGGCUGGUUCGCUGGGAGACAAACCGUCCUCGAUUGCUCAUGGAGUGCGCUGCCGAGUGCAUCGGUGUCUUCUUCUACGUUUUCUGCGGUAUCUCGGCUACAGCAUCUUUCUACACCAGCACUGUCGCAAAGGUCGCCGGGUUCGGUAGCAUCUUGAACAUCGCCCUGUCUUAUGCCGUCGGAAUCGCGUUCGGUAUUAUUGUUGCUGCGCCUACAUCUGGUGGUCACUUGUCACCAUGCUACACCAUCGCAUUUGUCAUCUUUAAAGGCUUCCCGUUGAGAAAGGCUCCAUUCUACAUUCUCAGCCAGAUCCUUGGCGCAUUCAUCGCGUCAUUGUUCGUAUACGGCGCUUACAAGGAUCAGCUCCAACCAAUCGCUACUGAGCUCCGUGCCCUGGGCGCCGUUGGCGAAGCAUCCAUCUACUCGACUGCCGGACCCGCCGGUGUUUUCGCUCUGUUCCCGAACCCAGAAUCGAGCUUCGGAGCAGUUGCAUUGGGAGAGAUCAUUGCCAAUGCCUUCAUUGCCAUCCUGGUCUUCUCAGUCCUUGAUCCUAGCAAUCCCUUCGUCUCAUUCUCAUCCGCGCCUAUGCUCAUCGGUCUUUCCUAUUUCGUCUGCAUUGUCGGCUUCGCAGAGAACGGGAUCGCUCUUAACACUGCGCGUGAUUUGGGUGGUCGCUUCGUCGCUGGCAUUUUCUUCGGACGCCAGUCAUUCCCAGCUCAAUACUCCGCAAUCGCUGCCCUCGUCAACAUUCCGGCAACUAUUGCCGGCGCUGCCGUGCAAGUGUUCAUCCUCUCCGACUCUGCUCGUCCUCAGACCGUACAGAUUCCCGCCGAUGAAGUGACCAGAGUCAUUUCUAACAAGUCGACCGGCCCCAACAACUCGAAUCAUCUUUCCUCCGCUCAGAACGGCAACGGCAAGGCUCAUGGUGUCAAUGAGGGCGCAGCCCUCAAAGGCGGUAACAUGACCGGCUAUCUCACUGCAGAGGAGAAGGACGGCUUCCACCACGAACAGCGAAACUAA
This is a messenger RNA of Mixia osmundae IAM 14324, 1101 nucleotides long. RefSeq lists its product as uncharacterized. The transcript has 7 exons. Gene Ontology annotation, molecular function: water channel activity; glycerol channel activity. NCBI's taxonomy places the organism in Eukaryota, Fungi, Basidiomycota, Mixiomycetes, Mixiales, Mixiaceae. The coding region runs from base 1 to 1101 and encodes 366 amino acids. The record is from RefSeq and is a predicted model, not a curated record. Gene Ontology annotation, biological process: glycerol transmembrane transport; water transport. Gene Ontology annotation, cellular component: plasma membrane.